AUGGCCUCACGCCAAGAUAAGGCCUGGACAUAUCGGGUGGAAAACAUUCCUUACGACACCACAGUAGAACAGCUCAUCGAGCGGCACUUCUUCUCUGAAGAUCAGAAUCACCUAUCAGUCAAAUCCAUCUUCCCCUCGGUAGACGCCAUCGAGGGAGAAGAGGAGAACUUCGAGCUCACGGCCACAGUCCUGUUCAAACCUCCAACGCCUCGGCCGGAAGGUCUACGUGUACCUCCAUCGAGUGAUAUCACAGUCAGCAAACAGUUUCAAGGAUUUACUCCGCUCUAUGUCCCGCCAGCUGACACUAAAAUCGAUGCAGAUGUCAUUGCUAUUACAGGGCUCGCUGGACAUGCCUACGGCUCAUGGGCAUGGAGCGAGGAAAGGAUGUGGCUCCGAGACGACUUGAAGAAAGAUGUCGCCAACGCGCGGAUUCUGACGUACGGCUACGAUUCCGAGUGCGAGAACCGCCCCAUCAUAUUCAUUGGCCAUAGCUUGGGUUGCUUGAUAAUCAAAAAGGUUAUGAUAGAGGCAUGGGAAAAGGGCAUUCAUGGCGCACGGCUUCCAGUCAGAGCCAUUGUUUUCUUAGCCGCACCUCAUCGGGGCCUGGAUGUGCAAGCUUUGCAAAGCCUCGUCAAACAGACGCCCUCUAAACAACUUGUGAGCGAGUUAGAGAGAAACUCCCCCACUCUUCGGGAUCUGAACUCCAGAUUCCGGCGGUUUGGAGACGAAAUUGAUAUUCUCACAUGUUACGAGAUGAAACAAACUAAGACAGUCAUGGAGACGGAAGACGGCUCUUGGGUUCGGAAAGGCAAGUACGUCACGAUGGUCGAUCAGGAAUCGGCAACUCUUUCCUACCCCAGAGAGAAAGCCAAGGGAGUUGCAGAGGACCAUUCCAAAAUCGCGAAGAUUCGGCGAACCCAAGGUGGGAUUUAUCCCAACAUCAGGUCGGCUAUUAAGCGCGCUCUUCGCCCCACUGUGACAGUGGCGGAUGAACACCAGACUAGCUCGCUGCGAGCUCAAGAACCGACGCACGGGCAGGCCGCAGUGCCAUGGGCCUCGCCGUACCAUCACGGCGAGCUGUAUUCACAGGCCCACCCUCUUGAAGCAACAUCGUCCUCGAUGUACCGUCACGGUGAAGCGGGAGGCCUUCAUGUGAUUGGAACGCCUUACAGACCGACAACACCUUCCCAGACAUGGCCCCGGCAUCUUACCGAAGUACCUAUGCAGAUGUCGCACAGAUUUUCGACAGCAAACCUAGCUCGCAGUCUGUCGGACGGCACUUUGGUCUCGCUGGAGCCACCUCAGGCCUUCCUUGCUGGUGGUUACAGUCGAAGCUCUACACCACAGCCACCACAGCCCCCAACGCGGUCGCAGUCCCAGCCAGAGCCCUUGGCAGUGCCAACAUUAGAACCGUCAGAGCCGGAGCUGAAGCUGAACAUGAUGGCAAAAUCGGUUUCAGAACAAGAACUGGAGUCCAAUUCGGGAGCGGAGUCUGAGACAGGGCCGGAGGUGACACCAGCGCCCCAAUCCAGACCAGAGCCGGAGAUGAAGGUUGCGAUGCCCUGGGAAGAACUCUCGGCAACUAGCACAGAGCCGAAGGUACAGCCGAGAGCAGAGCUCGACCCACAGCAAGAUAUAAGACCAUACCCAGAGUGUUCCGAAGCGAUCUCAGAUCCGGACUCUCGGCCAAGCUCUGAGGAGAUGGACAGACAAUUGGAGGAGAAGCGCAAGAAGAAGGCCGCGCUCGCCGAAGCCAAGGAGAAGGAGUCUAAGCUCGCUGCCCAGAGAGCAGAGAUCGAGGCUACUCGUCAGCGCACGUUGGAGCUCCAACGCCAGCUCGAAGCUUUGAAUGACGAUGAUGACUCCUCGGACGACGAAGACGGUCCAAGAGCCUAG
Messenger RNA from Colletotrichum karsti, 1896 nucleotides. RefSeq lists its product as uncharacterized. NCBI's taxonomy places the organism in Eukaryota, Fungi, Ascomycota, Sordariomycetes, Glomerellales, Glomerellaceae. The transcript has 6 exons. The record is from RefSeq and is a predicted model, not a curated record. Bases 1 to 1896 code for a protein of 631 amino acids.